This is a messenger RNA of Ostrinia nubilalis (European corn borer), 3013 nucleotides long. RefSeq lists its product as uncharacterized. The transcript is spliced from 3 exons. NCBI's taxonomy places the organism in Eukaryota, Metazoa, Arthropoda, Insecta, Lepidoptera, Crambidae. Bases 251 to 1954 code for a protein of 567 amino acids. The record is from RefSeq and is a predicted model, not a curated record.
UUGACAAAUUUUGAAAAUCGUUUUAAAUGAUUCUAUGAUAUACUAUAAGCACACUCCAUUAAUAUUUCUGGCAGAUUUACUGUAUUAUUAGUAAAAAACGGUGUGAAAGUUUAAAUUAUCAAAACCGCGCCAAAAACGAUGUUUCUGACUCGUGUGACGUCACACACCAGUAAACAAAUUUCUAACCUCUAAAAAGAUACGUCAGUGGGAAUAACACUGAAGAGAAUUUUAUUAAUUUCCUUCAAAUUUAAUGGUUAAAAUGGUUUAUAAAUGGUGUGUAGUGCCGCAUUGUACAAAUACGUCUAUAAAGGAUCCAAACAAAGUAUUUGUUUCUGUACCAACGAAUCCCAAGAGACGGAAAAUGUGGUUACAAUUAGCUAGAAGAGACCCAAAUUGCAUGUUAACGCAUACAAAUGUGUUUAUGUGUGAAGAUCACUUUAAUAUGGAAACUGACACCAAGAACUAUAACAUGUAUAAAAUGGGCUUUAGUCAAAAGAUACUUUUAGCAGAUGAAGCCGUGCCAACUAAAUUUGAUUGCCAAGAGGAUCGCAAAAGACGGCUGUCCGGUGAAGGAUCUUCUCGAAAAGUAUUCCUUAAAAGGCAAAGAACUGAUCUUAUUACAGAAUGUCUUCAAAAUCAAAGUGUUACUGAAACUGAAAGAUUACAAAAAGAUGAAGUUAUGACACAAAUGAUUGAACCUGAAGAAUUACCAAGAACUCAAGACAAAGAAAGUAUCACCAAUCCUAUUAUAACUCUAGAAAAAUCUGUUCAAGUAUCAACUAAAGUGAUAAGGCAUUAUAGGAGCAAAGCUGUUCAAACAAUAUGUCAGAAUAAAAGUAUUUCCACCUCCCCAUUUAAAGUUUCUACAACAUCUCGUUUCACCUCGCCUUUUAAGCCUGAAUCAUGCCGUCUUCAAGUAUCACAAUCAGGAGCUGUUAAAGUAUUUAAAAGAAAUAUUGGCCUUGAAGAUGAAAAAUCUGAUAGUGAUAUUUCUUUGUUUGAAAGUAGUCAUUCAUCUCCUUUUAUACCUACAUCAUCAUCAAAGGUUACUGAUUCCGAUAGUAAUGUGACUGAUACCAAUGAAAAUAUUGAACAAUUACAAUGCCUUAAAAAUACUAUGCGUUUGAUUGAAAAGAAACCUUUGAUGUAUGUUGGUAUAACCAAAGAAUGUUAUUUCCUAAUUCAGUUAAUACAUAAGCACACAAAUAUAAAAGUGGAAAACAUAUUGCUAUGCUUGAAAAAAAUUAGAUUAAACAGUACAUUUUCCGAACUAGAGGAUAAUUUUGGAAUAUCAUUAUCUUAUGCCAGUAAACUAUUUGUAGGAAACAUACCAAUAAUAAGUAGUGUUUUAAGACCAUUCAUUGUAAACUUGGAUAAAAAAAUUAUUAAAAGUAAUCUUCCUAUUGCAUUUAGACACAACUAUCAUAAUGUCAGUUGCAUUAUUGAUUGUCUAGAAAUUGAUAUACAAAAACCAUCUAAGGCUCUUCAUCAAGCACUGACAUGGUCAGAAUACAAAAAGGGGAAUACUGUGAAGUAUUUAAUAUCCUGCACUCCUAAUGGAUUGGUUAAUUAUGUUUCUCAAGGGUUUGGGGGUAGAGCAAGUGAUGUUACGAUAGUAGAAAACUGUAAAUUUCUAAAUGGAUUACAACCAGGAACCUGCAUCUUAGCUGACAGAGGUUUCAAGCAUCUUGAACAAAUGCUUCAUGAGAAGGGUAUGAAACUAUUAAGGCCACCAAGUGUAAGUGCUGGCACAAAGUUAUCGAAAUCAGAAGUUCGACAAACUAAAAUAAUAGCUAGCUUGCGAAUACAUAUCGAAAGGGUAAUAAGACGAGUAAGGGAAUUCCAUAUGCUAAAACAACAUUCAGUGAUUAAUACCAACAUACUUCGUGUGCUUGAUCAUGUUAUUAUUAUUGCAUGUGCUCUAAUUAAUUUGCAGGAUUCUCUUAUUAAAUAGUUAAAUAAUAAAAAAUUAAAUACAGAACUGUUUUUUAUUUCAUUACUCAUACACUGGUGUUAACAUACAAAAUGGGAUAGACAUUGUUUUUCCAAAAUGUAACUAAUUUUGGUAAUAAAGUGCUAAUAUAAGCACUGUCAUAAGGCACUACAAUAAUGUCAACAUUUUUUGUUGCUUCGAACUCGCUGUCAGCAACACAAAAAAAGCACUUCUUAUAACCAGUUGCAUACAUUUGCAGUUGCACCUGAGCCAUGAAUUUUUUUGUAAUAUUGCCAUUUUUUAAAUAACUUUCUUUGGUUUUGGCCUUGGUAGGGCAUUUUAUUUCUAUAAUGGCAUCAUUUGUUAUACCGUCAGGAGAUGCUGCUAUCAUAGGGUAGUUUUCAGUUAUGAAUAGCCCACAUGUGGUUAUUUUCUUCUUUAACUUGCUACUCACUGUCUUUCGGACAGAGGACUCUAAAUCUCUGCCUCUUCGCAUUGCGGCUGAAUCAGGUAUUUUUGCACCCAUUAUGGAAGCAAUUAAAGAGCCAUCAGGUGUUUUGCAUACACUCACCUCAUGUGCCCUAGAAGCAGUGAUACGGCCAUACCUCAUUUCAUACCACAAGCUGCUCUUGUUCUGCUUCCUUGUAGCCAUUUCAACUUCACUUAUGGCAGCUUUAUUGAAUGUGUCUCUCAUCUUUUCUAUUACUAAAUCUACAUCCUGUUUAGUAUCUGGCGACUGUUUCAUAAUAAAACAGUGCAAUGAAAAUUGCAUCACACCACUAUGUAGAAAAUUCUUCUGAUGCUUGAGCAACUCGCAGUUGUGAAUGUUUCUCUUAUUGGCUUCUGCUAAAAAAUCAUCAUAAACUGAAGUUAUGCUUGGUCGGUGAGGGAUUUCUUUUUUUGACAACUGCUGUACAGUAAUGUAUUUCAGCGUUGUACCUACUUUUGACAGAGUAGGUUUUCUCCAGUAGCAUUCAACUGAAGUACAUGCAGGCUCUUCUGAACGGCGAUGGACCCACAUUAAAAAUGCUACAGCAUGCUUGCAUCCCCCAGCUGAAGCUGCACAGUCGUGGCACUGAC